Molecule: messenger RNA, 3809 nt
Organism: Cataglyphis hispanica
Lineage: Eukaryota; Metazoa; Arthropoda; Insecta; Hymenoptera; Formicidae
Product: E3 ubiquitin-protein ligase RNF13-like
Exons: 8
Coding region: 763-2118 (451 amino acids)
Cellular component (GO): cytoplasm; nucleoplasm
Source: RefSeq, a predicted model, not a curated record
AUGUAACUUUAUCCUGAGUUGCCAGUCUUUAAUAAAAUUCCGUCGAUGAUAUCCAGAAUCUUAGUUAUAAUUCAAAGCUCUGCGUGCUAAAUACGCUUCGCCUACGCACGCAUACGAUUGGUCGCAUCCCACGCAGUUCUACAUUUUCACGCACUAUCAUUGGUAUCAUUAGUCGCGACUGACAACUGACAACUCGUUUGAUCCGUCAGGUGAUUACGAUCUUUAGCUGACAUUGACCUGGCAAACAAAUUAUUUUUAUUGAUGUCCGCUCGUCGUCAUAUCGCCAUCGUUCGCCGUUCAUCAUUUGAUAACAUUAGUCGGGAAAUAAAAUAUACUUAACCUCAAAACGAACGUCUGAUCAUGACAUCUUCGUCGUGAAUGUGUGCGUCUCGUCUUCCUUGUCGUCGAGCGAUCGCAUUCGUCGACAAAGAGUGCGAAAACAUUUCCUCAGGAGAGACAGAUAUUUUCGACUCGAAGAAUUCAAGAAAGAAAGAGAGACAAAAAGAAAAUUGUUGGAGAUAUUAUCUUAUUAAUUAAUGACCAGUCGAGAAGCAUACGCGACAUAAUGACUAAUGGUCGCGUCUAAAUGAGAGCCACAGGCAAUUUCGAAAAUAGGCUGACUACACUUUUUACAAUGUACUUUUUAUCUACUUUGGAUACAUUUGCUACAGUAGAUCUGACAAUUGUAUAAUGAAUCGUUCAAGAAAAGUCUUAAUUAAAUACUAAAAUUGAUGAAAAGAAGGAUUCUUAAACUAGUUCAAAAUGCAACAGUGUUGUUUAAACUACCAAGUCCUAUUGUGGCUUCUCCUUUUAAUUCUGUAUGCUACAUACAGUAGUGCAGAUAUUUUAGUAUUUUCUGCAGUGGCAAGACAUCAAAUUGAAGAAGAAUUUCGCGAUAUGCCUGCCAAAUUUGGAGGUAUAAUACCAUCAGAAGGAAUUAAGGGUAUGGCAGUUUAUGCCAAUCCUCCCAGUGCAUGCCAGAAGAUACAACCUCCGCCUAAUAUUACUGAUUACAAUGGUAAUUGGAUAGUUUUAAUACGACGUUACAACUGUAGUUUUGAAAUAAAAGUUCGAAUGGCACAAGAAGCUGGAUAUGAUGCUGUUAUUGUACAUAAUGUAAACAGCAAUGAAUUAGAACCAAUGUCAGCAAAGGAUCCUGUAGGAAUUUUGAUACCGGCUGUGUUUGUUGGUGAUGUUACAGGAUUAAUUAUAAAAGAAAAUUACUUAUACGAUCAGUUAUAUUUUCUAUUGAUUAAUGAUGAUCUGCCAUUCAAUAUCAAUACACACUUACUCUUGCCCUUUGCUAUUGUUGUUGGAAUAUGUUUUUUAAUCAUUGUUAUUUUUAUGAUUGUUAGAUGCAUAAAAGAUAGAAGGCGACAACGGAGACAUAGAUUACCUAGUUCUAGUUUAAAAAAGAUUCCUAUACAUAAGUAUACAAAGGGUGACCCAUAUGAGACAUGUGCUAUUUGUUUAGAAGAUUAUGUGGAAGGAGAGAAGUUACGAGUUUUACCAUGUGCACAUGCUUAUCAUUCAAAAUGUAUUGACCCAUGGUUAACAAAAAAUCGAAGAGUUUGUCCUGUUUGCAAAAGAAAGGUUUUUGCGGCUGACGAGCAGGUUAUGACCGAUGAGAGUGAUUCAGAUGCUGAUGAUACAACGCCUCUCAUUCGGGAUGGCCAUCAAGGUACACAAGGAGGAACGUUCGUGCGACAGAGGGAGAAUCCUUUUAAUAGAGCCAGGAGAUCACAAACUAGGCAAGAUACCAAUAACUCUAGCGAUAGUAGCUCUGAUUCCGAUCAGUCAUCCGUUACUACCGAAGAUAACGUUUUUCCUAGAUCUAAUGAGCCAAUGAAUGUAGCUUGUGAUUUCCUGGUAUCCGAUAGCCAUAGCAUAAAUGGUGAACGACAAGAGUUAGAGCGUUCGGGUAGCAGUACUAAUCCACAUACGGUAAGUUUGUACGCGGGUGCAGAAGAAUUCCCCGCAUCUAUUGUAGAAAUCGCAUCAUCGCAACGCGAGGUAACAGAUCUUGCAACAUCAAAUCCCGAUUGUCAUAUCGAAAUUUCGGAUAAUGCGAUGGCGUUGGCCAAUAGUUCGCAGAAUAAAAACGAUGUUAUUACAUAAUGGCCUAAUGUAACUAUGUGAGAUUAUCAUUAUACGUUACGAUUCAGUUCGUGGAAAGGGUUUUGUCUUUUUUUUUGUUGCGGAGGAACAUUGGUACAAUAUAUUGGUGCACGGCGUUAUAGUAGAAGCGACAUAAGAUAAUGAGAACAGAUAAUCCGAAAAAUUAGAUAGUAUUUUUUAAUAUAGGUGAACUUUCAUACUUCUCUCAAAUGAUGAUAUUACUAUUUUGCUUUAUGCCAAAUAUUUUUUUGCACUAAUGUGUCUAGUGUAUUUAUCUGAUGAAUUACAUAAUAUAUCACGUUUCCUUUCUUUUGCGACGAGUAUCAAACGCAGUGACGUAUCAUGGAUCAAUAACUCCAUAUUUUAUAUAUAACUGCGAAUCUUUUUUGAAAGAAAUAUUUUAUAUAUUUUAGAUUGAAUUUAUGCGAGACAUAUAAAAUCUUGUGUAUAAUGAACGAUCUGUUAUUUACGUUUAAGAGAGAUUAUAUGUUGCCUUAUUUUGUUUUAUUUCUUUUGAUCCUUAAUCAAAGUCGUUUCCAUAUAAAUAUAGUAAGACUGUGCUGGGAUGUAUGCGUGCGUGCAUGCGUGUUAUGUGUGUGUCUAUGUGUGUGUGUGUGCGUGUGCAAAUUGUAAUUUAUCAUUUAAUAACAUAUUUUGUAUAUUAAUUAGCAAUUAUAUACAUAUAUAUGGCCUAAUUGAUUUUUGCAAUUCACGAGGUUAAAUUUAUUUUUUGUAUUUUUCUUGUCAUUUAAUUACCAAAAUAUAAGUAUGAUUUAUUAUAUACUUAUGAAUAAGUGAUUACAUUAAUGGUAAGUGACGAACGCGCUGGUGAUACUGUAAAGAGUAAUAAACGUAACUCCGUUUCUGACAUCGGAUUUGUAAAUAUUAAUAUAUACAUAUAUAACAGUCACAGAGACCAAAAACAUAAAUUCCUUUCAAUGCAGGACAUAGUAUACUGUGAACAACAAAAUAAAUUUCAACUUUAGACUUUAACUUCAUCAAGUUGAAUCUUUAAUGUUAAGUUUUAUGAAAAAUUAUAUUGUUAUUUAACAUAUAUGCUAAUUAACUGUAUGUGAACUAACUAUACUAUUUUAUAUAAAAAAGUAGACUAUAGUACUUAUUAUAUGAAAUGGGCUGUAUACACAAUAUCUGUCGAUAAUUGUAUGCAAAUUUCGUUAUUAUCAAAUAACGUCUUUUUAUUCGAUUUAUCAUCGAUAACGUAAAUAUAGAAAAAAAAUUGCUCCCAUUCUAAUGUGAAAUAGUUGUAUGUUAUUUUUAAAUCAAAUGUGGGGAGAUAUUAAUGCCGUCAACAUUUAUGGAUCAAUAUUUUAUUAUAACGUUUUGAUAGAGAUUUGCUCGAAAAUUUAUUCAUAAAUCAUGAAAACUCAUAUUAAACAAUAUUCUGUUGCUUAUUUAUAUACACACAUAUACAUACACAUGUGUGUAUGCGUGAAUUAAUUUCAAAAGAUAGAAAUAAUAUUGUUUAAACAAAAAUUAGCUGCGAAUAGGAUAUAAUGCGGCAAAAUUGUAAAAAGAUUUGUAAAUAGCAUCGGAGAGAUUUCAUUAUACAAUAAUAUGUGGAAAAUAUUUUUAUUUGUUUUUAUAAUUGUCAAAUUGAGUGUAUUUGCUAUUAUCUUUUAUUGUUUAACGAUAGAUAUAAUAUAUAUUAAUAAAAAUGAAAUGUAUUUAUA